Messenger RNA from Akanthomyces muscarius, 1140 nucleotides. RefSeq lists its product as uncharacterized. The record is from RefSeq and is a predicted model, not a curated record. The transcript is spliced from 4 exons. The coding region runs from base 1 to 1140 and encodes 379 amino acids. Gene Ontology annotation, molecular function: serine-type endopeptidase activity. Lineage: Eukaryota; Fungi; Ascomycota; Sordariomycetes; Hypocreales; Cordycipitaceae. Gene Ontology annotation, biological process: proteolysis.
AUGCGUCUCUCCAUCAUUGCAGUUCUUCCUCUCGCCAUUGCGGCCCCCGUCGUUGAGCCCGCUCCUCUCCUCGAGGCCCGCAGCGCGCAGACCAUUGCCGGCAAGUUCAUCGUUAAGCUUAAAGACAGCUCGACGAUUGGAAUCAUGGAGGCCAAGGCCAAAGUGCCCAAUGCCGAGCACGUCUAUCAAGAGGUCAUGAAGGGAUUUUCUGCCACUCUCAACAAGGACGAGCUUGAGCGACUCCGCCAUGACCCCGAUGUCGAGUUCAUUGAGCAAGAUGCCAUCGUCAGCAUCAAUGCCAUCACCCAGCAGCCCGGAGCUACCUGGGGCCUAACUCGCAUCUCGCACCGCCAGCGCGGCAGCACCUCAUACGCCUACGACACGAGCGCUGGUGCGGGUGCCUGCGCCUAUGUCAUUGACACUGGUGUCGAAGACACUCACCCUGAGUUCGAAGGACGUGCCAAGCAGAUCAAGACCUUUGUCAGCGGUACCCGUGACGGUCACGGCCACGGCACGCACUGCUCCGGCACGAUUGGUUCCAAGACAUGGGGUGUGGCAAAGAAGGUGUCCAUCUUUGGUGUCAAGGUGCUCGAGGACAGCGGCUCGGGCUCGCUCAGCGGUGUCAUUGCGGGCAUGGACUUUGUCGCCUCGGACCGCCGUUCUCGCAACUGUCCCAAAGGUGUCGUCGCCAGCAUGUCCCUCGGUGGUGGCUACUCGGCCGCUGUCAACCAGGCCGCCGCGCGCCUGCAGUCCUCUGGCGUCUUUGUUGCCGUCGCCGCCGGCAACGACAACCGUGAUGCGGCCCAAACCUCACCCGCGUCAGAGCCAUCUGUCUGCACUGUCGGUGCUACCGACUCAGCUGAUCGCCGCUCCACAUUCUCCAACUUUGGUCGUGCUCUUGACAUCUUCGCACCUGGCACUGGCAUCACCUCCACCUGGAUUGGUGGUCGCACCAACACCAUCUCUGGCACCUCAAUGGCCACUCCCCACAUUGCCGGUCUCGGAGCCUACCUUCUGGCUCUUCAGGGUGGCAGUGCUGGAACCAUCUGCUCUCGUAUCCAGUCUCUCUCCACCAAGAACGCCAUUACCAACGUUCCCGCAGGCACCGUCAACUACCUUGCCUUCAACGGCGCCACCUAG